Molecule: messenger RNA, 1128 nt
Organism: Polistes dominula (European paper wasp)
Lineage: Eukaryota; Metazoa; Arthropoda; Insecta; Hymenoptera; Vespidae
Product: protein ILRUN
Biological process (GO): macroautophagy
Cellular component (GO): phagophore assembly site
Molecular function (GO): ubiquitin binding
Source: RefSeq, a predicted model, not a curated record
UCUAAGAAGAGAUCGUUUCUAAUUCUGGAACGGAAUGUACCACGAGUGCAUGCACUUACAUACAACGGAACGUCAUAAUCCUAAAGAAUGACAUUUAAAAUUUGUAGUUAAAUCCUUGUGAAGUAAAAACGUUAGGAAGUUUGUAGAAGAGGAAGAUUCUAUCGGCAUAAAGAUAUUAUUUUGCAUGGAUCUUUAUAUGAAAGAAGGGAAGACGAUAUGAACGUGGACAACGACGUGGAUCAAAAUUUGUUACAUCAGUUUAGCUGUUUGGGUACUACAGAUAAAGAUGAUUUAGUUAAACAGCUACAAAGAUUACUUGCUGGUAGUCAAUUAAAUGAGGCCACUGCUACCUUUUUCUUGGAUAUGAAUAAUUGGAAUCUACAAGCAGCUAUAUGUAGCUACUUUGAUUUUGAAUCACCGUUUAAGUUUCCUUGCAUGACUUUGGUGUGCGAUAGCACUAUUGGUGAGGGUGAAUCUGUUCCACCUAAUACAAAGUUUCAAAAAUCAUGGCGAGUUCAAAAUAGUGGUACUGAAGCUUGGCCCAAUGGCAUCUGUUUACAACAUACAGCCGGAACACAAAUGGGCGAUUGUAUACGAGUGCCAGUUCCAUCCUUAGCUCCUAAAGAAACAGUAGAGUUAAGUGUUACUUUGACAAGUCCAGCAAAUUUGGGUGUUUACCAAAGCAAAUGGAGGAUGAUAACACCUACUGGCUCUUACUUUGGUGAUAAUAUAUGGGUGAUCAUAACUGUUAGUGAAUGUGGGACAUUGGCAGUAACGCAACAGUUACACCAAUUAAGUACUUCACAAUCUAAUGAUGUUCAGAUGUGGUAGCCUUUGAUGGAUACAAAAUUGUCUAUAAACAUUUUUGCGACUUAUCCUUCAGAUUUUCAAAGCGUUCUGCUUCAUUCAUAGUUUUCUUCAAAUCUUCUUUGUUUUAUAACCUGUUUUCAUUUACCUAUGAUACUUUUAUUUACUUUUUAACACGACGAGUGAAUAAUUACUGAAUAAUUAUUCGGGUAACUGAAAUUUAUACGUUAGCCUCAAGCUAGAAUCGCAUUGGCUAUUUGAAAAUUGUUGGGUCGAUAUAACAUUUAUAUUUCUUUUAUUUUUCUUUUAUUUUUCUUUUAU